AACGCGCAGUUUCUUCAAUUAUAAAACUUAAGAGGAGCUCUAAUGUAAUUUGCCCAAAAUAUUAAUUCCUUCCCAAACGCUUCCAGAGUCGAGACCGGACAUUGCAGAGAAAGAAGAAAUCACACAAAAUUGCAAACUUCAUCAUCAAAGAUGGAUAAGGGUCUUAAUGAGAUUAAUUAUGAAACCUCUGCAGAUUCAACAACGGUUGAGAAAUUGGAAUCACUUUUGGACGCAAUCGAGGAUCUUGAAAGGCAGGAAUCAGAAGUCCAAUCCCGUUGUAUUGUAGAAUAUGCGAAAUUGUUGGCUGAGGUUAGUGAGCUCGAGGAUAUGCUACAAAAUGAUGUAGGAGGGGAUUUUGUGUAUGGCAUUCUUGAUGACAGUAUAAAUGAGUCUAAGGAGAGACUGAAUAUGCUGAAGAAGGAGCUCGCAUCUAAAUUAAGAGCUAUCUUACUGCUAAGAAGACAGCUUGAUGACAUUCCCGUACCUGCUGAACUCCUCCAGUACGAACUAUGCUGUUCACAGCUUUAUACCAGCAUUCAGAAAAAGCUUCGACAAACUCGAAAAUACUAUGAAACCUUCAAUGCACUACUGGAGAUAAAGGAGUUAAUGCUAAAGGAGACAUCCUUGCUCAACUCCAUAAGUUCACAGUUCCAAAACGCCAUCACCAGCCCCACUGGCCGAACAAAACUCGUUGAUUCCAUGAAGGGCAUUCUGCAGGGGAUUCAGCAGAAACUGGAAAAAGUGCAAUUAGCGUGCGAAUCUGAGCAAAAGGCUUGUGACGCUCUAAAAGAGAAGCAUAGAAUAGCUAUUUCAGAGCAAAGACACUGCUACUCUCUCUUGAAGGCUUUCCAGUUUAGGUGGAUUCAGCUUCGGUCACCACCACGAUUCAGGGCAUCACCCUCGGAAUCAUAGGUUGCUUAUAGGAUUCUUACAGAUUGUCCACAAACAUAGCCCUCGCAUCAGCAGCGAAAUUCAAACAUGCAACCUUUUAUGAUAAAGUGACUUGCCCUUACGAAUUAAGCCAACUUGUGUUGGGAACUUAAAAGUUUGUUGUUAGCUGUAAUGUUGGAAUUUGGAUUGAUCACAGUGGUGCUUUAGUGUACUACAGCCUUGAACAGAAGUUACUUAUCAAUCAAGUUGUCCAAUUUUUAGGAGGAAUGUGCAAGGAAUGAGAGAUUGCGGCAAGCCCGGACUUUACAACCAUCCUCAUGAUGCUGCACAAUCCUCAAUUGUUAUCUACAUGGAUUACAUAAUCGGACUGGGUGGGAUGGUCAAGUUUUUGAUUUACCUGACAGCUUUGAUUAGACAGAAGAUUGCGCGUGCUGUAUCUACAUUAGAUAUGACCAUCAUCUCAACUUGUAUAUAUUCCUUGACUUUGUAUACCCUAUUCUGGUAAAUCUUGCAUGCUAGCAUACAAGAUUUCUGAAAAUCUCACUCUGAUAUAAAUGAUUGUUAUUGCUUCUUGUGUAGUCUUCAUCAGCCAAUGCAAUCCCUUGGAGUUUACCAA
Messenger RNA from Coffea arabica (coffee), 1507 nucleotides. RefSeq lists its product as uncharacterized. Lineage: Eukaryota; Viridiplantae; Streptophyta; Magnoliopsida; Gentianales; Rubiaceae. The record is from RefSeq and is a predicted model, not a curated record. Gene Ontology annotation, biological process: Golgi to plasma membrane transport.